AUGGCGUCGAAGGAAAAGAAAGAUCCCGUCUUCUCACUCAUUUCUGGCACUGUGGCAGGUGCUGUGGAAGGUGUCAUUACAUACCCAACCGAAUACGUCAAGACACGGUUACAACUUCAAGCUGGCGGCAAACUUCAACCUGGUGAACCACGAUUCAAGGGUCCCAUUGACUGCUUGGUGCAAACAUAUCGUACACGUGGAUUCUUUGCCAUUUACACAGGUGUCAGUGCAUUGGCAAUCGGCAAUGCUGCCAAAGCUGGCGUACGGUUCUUGACCUAUGACCAAAUAGCGAACCAGUUGCGAGACAAGGAUGGCAAGUUAUCUGGUGUUCGAAGUCUAUUAGCUGGUCUUGGUGCUGGUAUGACAGAGGCAGCUUUAGUGGUAACGCCAUCAGAGACCAUCAAAACCAAAUUGAUCCACGACAAGAACAGCGCAUCACCAAAGUACAAUGGCCUUGUUCAUGGAACACGUCUCAUCAUCAAGGAAGAGGGUCUUAGCGGCAUUUACAGAGGUCUGGGUCCAGUGAUGGCACGUCAAGGUGCUAAUAGUGCAGUGCGCUUCAGUUGCUAUUCUACCAUCAAAACGUCUCUACAAAAUUUCCGUGGUCAAGGUGAUGUGCCACUUCCAUCCGCAUACACAUUCCUUGCAGGUGCUAUGGCUGGUAUUGUUACCGUUUACUCGACGAUGCCCUUGGAUGUCAUCAAGACUCGCAUGCAGGGUUUGGAUGCAAAGGUUCUUUACAAAAACUCGGUCGAUUGUUUGGUUAAGGUUGUCAAGGAGAAUGGUGUAUUAUCCCUUUGGAAGGGUGCUACUCCCCGGUUAGCGAGAUUGAUUUUCUCGGGUGGUAUCGUGUUUACAGUAUACGAGAAUGUUUACUCAGGCCUUUCCUAUCUCAAGCACUAA
Molecule: messenger RNA, 903 nt
Organism: Lichtheimia ornata
Lineage: Eukaryota; Fungi; Mucoromycota; Mucoromycetes; Mucorales; Lichtheimiaceae
Exons: 3
Coding region: 1-903 (300 amino acids)
Biological process (GO): mitochondrial citrate transmembrane transport
Source: RefSeq, a predicted model, not a curated record